This is a messenger RNA of Mangifera indica (mango), 1645 nucleotides long. Its product is annotated as hydroxyproline O-arabinosyltransferase 1. Gene Ontology annotation, molecular function: glycosyltransferase activity. Lineage: Eukaryota; Viridiplantae; Streptophyta; Magnoliopsida; Sapindales; Anacardiaceae. Bases 215 to 1243 code for a protein of 342 amino acids. The transcript has 8 exons. The record is from RefSeq and is a predicted model, not a curated record.
CAGCUACUUCCUCAACAACUACUCGACGACUUUUUUAAGCUGCCAGCUUCUUUUUCUUUUUUGUCUUGUCUUCGACCAUUACAUCUAUACACAUGCACAAUUAGUUACACAAAGAGCAGAUAAUAAUUAGAUAUUUUUAUUUUUAUUUGGUAUAAUAUAUAUAUGUAUGUUUGGAGGGAAAGAAAGUGAGAGAAAAUAUUGAAGAAGUGAGAAAAUGGGGUGUGGGAAUUUGUUCUACAACUUACUCGUAAUAUUCUCUGUAGCUCUAAUUACAUACAACAUAAUAAUCGCAGCUAAUGCUCCUUUGAAGCAAGAGCUACCUGGUCCAAUAAAAUCCUCGUCAAUCUCUGUGGACCCUGUGAUCAAGAUGCCGCUCGAUAGAUCACGAAAAUACGGUAAGAAGAGACUGUUUCACACGGCGGUUACAGCGUCGGAUUCCGUGUACAACACGUGGCAGUGUAGAAUUAUGUACUACUGGUUCAAGAAGUUCAGGGACGGCCCUGAUUCUGAGAUGGGUGGCUUCACCAGGAUCUUGCACUCUGGUAAACCUGAUAAGUUCAUGGAUGAGAUCCCUACUUUUAUCGCCCAGCCUUUGCCGCCUGGCACGGAUCAGGGUUAUAUAGUUCUGAACAGACCAUGGGCAUUUGUACAAUGGCUUCAACAAGCAAACAUAAAAGAAGAUUACAUAUUGAUGGCAGAGCCAGAUCAUAUCAUUGUCAAACCCAUACCAAAUUUGUCUAAAGAUCAGUUUGGAGCAGCAUUUCCUUUCUUUUAUAUUGAGCCAAAAAAGUAUGAGUCUACUUUGCGAAAAUACUUCCCCGAGGAGAAGGGACCAAUAACAAAUAUUGACCCUAUUGGGAAUUCUCCGGUUAUUGUUUCAAAGGAUUCCCUUAAGAAGAUUGCUCCCACUUGGAUGAAUGUGUCCUUGGCAAUGAAGAAGGAUCCUGAAGCAGAUAAAGCUUUUGGUUGGGUGCUUGAAAUGUAUGCCUAUGCUGUUGCUUCUGCUCUGCAUGAUGUUGCCAACAUUUUACAUAAAGACUUCAUGAUUCAGCCUCCUUGGGAUACUGAAGUUGGCAACAAGUACAUAAUCCAUUACACAUACGGAUGUGACUAUGAUAUGAAGGGUAAGCUGACUUAUGGUAAGAUUGGAGAAUGGAGGUUUGACAAAAGAUCUUAUGAUAAUGCUGUACCGCCAAAGAACCUGCCCCUGCCUCCACCUGGUGUUGCAGAAAGUGUGAUGUAGAGACAGAACAGGAAGAUUGUAAAAGAUGUAUGUUUUAAAAGCCACAGUAUAUAUUGCAGAAGAAGAUAUCCGUCAUCCACUUUAAAUGAUAGAAAAUUAAGAUGAGUAUAUAUAUAAACAUUUGUUAUUAACUUAUCUAUUGAGAUUUAUGUGAAUGAGUAAUUCUAAAGUAAUAGAAAAAAUAAAAAAUUUCAUAACUCAAAUCAUAUAAUGUGAGGUCAAUUGAUAUGAAUAAGUUACUAAGAAAGGUUUGUACAUCAAUUCAAUACGAAGGUUGGUGUUGUUAACUUAAUUUUGCUUUCAAUUAAGUUUUAUAAGCAAUAUAUUUUGGCAGGUGAGACUGGUGAAAAUGGUGAAUGAAGCCACGGCAAACAUUCCAAACUGGGGAGCGUAGAGUGGGGG